This is a messenger RNA of Vigna umbellata (rice bean), 2421 nucleotides long. RefSeq names its product ATP-dependent zinc metalloprotease FTSH 4, mitochondrial-like. The record is from RefSeq and is a predicted model, not a curated record. Lineage: Eukaryota; Viridiplantae; Streptophyta; Magnoliopsida; Fabales; Fabaceae. Gene Ontology annotation, cellular component: membrane; chloroplast. Gene Ontology annotation, molecular function: ATP-dependent peptidase activity; ATP hydrolysis activity; metalloendopeptidase activity. Gene Ontology annotation, biological process: proteolysis; protein import into chloroplast stroma.
AAAAAAUCCAUUAUUCAUUCAAGUAUCUAUCAAAAAGAAAAAAAAAAUUGUUCUUUGUAGCAUGUCCAACGAAUACCAACCUUAAGAAGGAUCAUUGCCAUUUGCAACAAUUUCGUGAUUCAAUUGAGAUAGCUCGAUCACGCGAGCAUGGCUUUGAGGCUUUUGAUAUCGCAGGUUGCAAGACGACAAUCCAAAUUUGGACAAAUUCAAAGUGUAUUUGCUGCAAGCUAUUUUUCUGUCAAUAAGUUUGGACAUCGUCCAGGGUUUAGACUUUUGGGUGCACAAGAGAGAUUUCAGUCUAGCUACCUUGGCAGUGUAGCUCGUCGAGCGCGUGAUGCAGAUGAAGCUGCUGAAGUUGCUUAUCUCAAAGAACUUAACCAUCAGAAUGAUCCUGAGGCUGUGAUUAGAGUAUUUGAAAGCCAACCAUCUUUGCGUAAUAGUUCCUCAGCUCUUUCUGAAUACGUGAAAGCGUUGGUGAAAGUUGAUAGGCUUGACGUGAAAGCGUUGGUGAAAGAUGAUAGGCUUGACGAAAGUGAAUUACUGAAGACAUCAAGGAGAGGCAAUAUUAUUGGAACUGCUAGUAAUCCAAUCCAUAUGGUGGCUAGAGAAGGUGGUAAUAUAAAAGAUCAGUUAUGGCGUACGCUCAGGACCAUUGCGGUGGCCUUUUUCGUAAUUUCUGGUAUAGGAGCACUCGUUGAAGAUAAAGGAAUUAGUAAAGGACUUGGUAUAAAUGAAGAAGUGCAACCCAUCAUGGAAACAAGCACAAAAUUUAGUGAUGUAAAAGGUGUUGAUGAGGCAAAGGCUGAGCUGGAAGAAAUUGUUCAUUAUCUUCGAGAUCCUAAGCGGUUUACUCGUCUUGGUGGUAAGCUUCCCAAAGGAGUUUUGCUUGUUGGUCCACCUGGUACUGGAAAAACAAUGUUGGCUAGAGCUAUUGCUGGUGAGGCUGGGGUUCCAUUCUUCUCCAGCAGUGGAAGUGAAUUUGAAGAGAUGUAUGUUGGUGUUGGUGCACGAAGGGUGAGAGAUCUUUUUGCUGCUGCUAGGAAACGAGCACCUUGUAUAAUAUUCAUUGAUGAGAUUGAUGCUAUUGGAGGAAGCCGUAAUCCAAAGGACCAAAUGUACAUGAAGAUGACAUUAAAUCAGUUAUUGGUUGAGCUAGAUGGAUUCAAGCAAAAUGAGGGAAUAAUUGUGAUUGGAGCAACUAAUUUUCCAGAAUCAUUGGAUGAUGCAUUGGUGAGACCUGGGCGGUUUGACCGCAAUGUUGAUGUUCCCUAUCCGGACGUAAGAGGAAGACAGCAGAUUUUGGAAUCACACAUGUCAAAGGUUUUGAAGGCUGACGAUGUUGAUCUAAUGGUCCUUGCUCGAGGAACACCUGGGUGCUCUGGGGCCGAUCUUGCAAACAUGAUUAACAUGGCUGCUAUCAAGGCUGCAAUGGAUGGUGCCAAAGCUGUGAGAAUGGCUGAUUUGGAGUUUGCAAAAGACAAGAUGCUGAUGGGCAGUGAACGCAAGUCAGCUGUUGUAUCUGCGGAGGAUCGAAAGAACACUGCUUAUCAUGAGGGAGGUCAUGCCCUUGUUGCCAUGUAUACUGAUGGGGCCGACCCUGUUCACAAAGCAACCAUAGUUCCCCGAGGUAUGGCACUUGGCAUGGUUAUGCAAUUGCCCAAUGAGGAUCAGCUUAGCGUUUCCCGCAAACAGAUGCUUGCCAGGCUUGACGUUGCCAUGGGAGGCCGGGUUGCCGAAGAACUAAUUUUCGGAGAAAAUGAAGUCACUGGUGGUGCAUCCUCUGAUCUCCAGCAAGCAACUAAUUUGGCAAGGAGGAUGGUUACCAAAUAUGGCAUGGGCAAAGAAGUUGGACUAGUCAGUCACGAUUACGUAGAUAAUGGGAGGAGCAUGAGCUCAGAGACAAGGCUUCUCAUUGAGAAAGAGGUGAAGCAACUUUUGGAGAAGGCUUACAACAAUGCAAAAACCAUUCUGACCACUCACAGCAAGGAGCAUCAUGCACUUGCAGAUGCUCUUUUGGAGCACGAGACUCUCACAGGAACUCAGAUAAAGGCAUUGCUUGCCGAAGUUAGAACUCAGACGCAACCACAAACAGUUGAAGCUCAGAGCAGUUCACAAUCCAACACGGUGCCUCCAUCAUCCAGCAACCCGGCAUCUGCCGCUGCAGCUGCUGCAGCUGCCGCUGCUGCCACUGCAGCUGCCGCCGCUGCCAGUGCUGCCGCCACAGCCAGUGCUGCCGCUGCCAAGGCUAAAAGUGCUCCAGUGGGAUCUUAGCAGAAAAAGAUGCUAGAGCAGCAAACAUAACUUGUACGACUAGAUUGAAAAUGUUCUUAUAGUAAUUUUUUCAGGUUUUUCACAUGGAGAAACUCAGGUAAUGCACCUCGGAUUUUAGUUGGGAUAAAAAUAUAUGCAUUUACUUUUUUU